AACAACUGUUACGCUCAACAAAACAUGGCGUCUGAAAUGUAACCAUUUGUUAUUAUUUCAUACGUAUGUACGUUUAUGUAAAUGAUUACCUGUAAAAUCAGUGGUGUUCUAGUGUGUCGCUUUGUUAGAAAUAGAAAUCAUUUGUAAAAUUAUAAAGAGCUCAGAACGUUUGAAUUACCAUGAGUGAUGUAAAAGAUAUAUUGGAGAUUGAACAACCAUCAGUAGCGACACCAACGAAAGAGACAAUCGUUGCUGGAGGCCAUAAGAAAAAAACGAAGAAACAUGUUGAAGCUUAUCGUCGACCUGAAGGAAUGCAUAGAGAGCUGUAUGCCUUGCUUUAUAGUGACAGCAGAGGACCUCCAGCUCUUGCACCAACUGAUACAAGCCAAGGAUAUAAACAAGUGAAAGCAAAACUUGGCAGGAAGAACGUCCGUGCUUGGAAGUGGAUGCCGUUCACGAAUCCAGCUAGAUCUGAUGGUGCUGUAUUUUAUCACUGGCGGAGAUCUACAGAAGAAGGAAAGGAUUAUCCCUUCUCUAAAUUUAAUAAGAAAGUAAAUGUUCCAGAAUACACCGAAGAGGAAUACGAGAUGUAUCUUGUUGAUUCGUCGAACUCCGAGUGGAACAAAGAAGAAACGGACUAUUUAUUUGAAAUGUGCAGACGCUUCGAUUUACGAUUUGUCGUUAUUCAUGAUAGAUAUGAUAAAGAAAAAUACAAGGAGAGAAGUAUCGAAGAUUUAAAAGAUCGUUACUACGAUACAGUCACUAGACUUCUGAAGGGCCGCGCGCCACCAGGUGUGGAACCAGAUAAUCUCCCGACUCCUUAUGAUGCAGACCAUGAAAGAACACGCAAGAAACAACUUCUGAAACUAUUUGACAGAACGCCUGAACAGAUUGAAGAAGAAGAAUAUCUUCUUGCUGAAUUGAAGAAAAUCGAAAUCCGCAAAAAAGAAAGAGAGCGAAGACAGCAAGAUUUGCAGAAACUUAUAACAGCCGCGGAGAGCACUACCGAGUCAAGGAACCAAGAGAAAGUACGACCGGCUAAUUUGAAUAAGAAAAAACAGACGAAGAAGAAGGAAGCAGUAGUCGAAAAACCUACCAAGAUCGAGGGGGCUGGUAUCAAGUUUCCAGAGAAUAAAGCAGCCGGCGUUUCCCUUCGUAGUUCACGGCUAAAAAUGCCAAAUUCCGUGGGAACGAAAAAGUCGAAAGCAGUUGAAAUGCUCUUGGAUGAAUUGAAAGUUGAACUUGUUCCAAUGCCAACAGAAGAAAUAUGCAAGAAUUUCAACGAACUAAGGAACGAUAUUAUUCUACUCUACGACUUAAAGCAAGCGUCCACGAAUUGCGAAUUUGAGCUACAAUCCUUGAAACACAGAUAUGAAGCCUUGAUGCCUGGAAAAGAUAUAGCCGAAACUGUCCCGUCAUCCAUAGCAGUCUUAACCGGAAUAACUUCCAACAGUGGUAGUGCCACUCCCCUCAUAGACAACGUCAUCGCUCCUUUAGCUGCUGUCAAUGCGAGAAAACGACGAAAUGUGCCACAGUUUAUGGAACAAAAUCCUCUCAAGAAAAAGAAAACAUGAUUACGCGAAGAAGCUGCCUAACAAACACCAUGAACAGGACAUUAAAACACAAGCUAACAUUUAUUACAUAUAGACCAACGUCAAACGAAUCCGUUCGUACUGUUUAUUCAAUAGCAUCUUUCAAGGAAAUAAAAAGGUGCUUACAUUAUCUACAAAAAAUUAAACUUUGUCAUCUUUGAA
Xenia sp. Carnegie-2017 is the source of this 1754-nucleotide messenger RNA. RefSeq names its product DNA methyltransferase 1-associated protein 1-like. Gene Ontology annotation, molecular function: transcription corepressor activity. Gene Ontology annotation, biological process: DNA repair; chromatin remodeling; negative regulation of transcription by RNA polymerase II. The record is from RefSeq and is a predicted model, not a curated record. Gene Ontology annotation, cellular component: Swr1 complex; NuA4 histone acetyltransferase complex; nucleus. The transcript is spliced from 18 exons. Bases 180 to 1574 code for a protein of 464 amino acids. Lineage: Eukaryota; Metazoa; Cnidaria; Anthozoa; Malacalcyonacea; Xeniidae.